CAACUGGCCUGGCUUUCAUUGUGGUUCCUAUGAUUCACAGCCCUCGUCUGGAAAUUUGGACACACAUUGGUUCACAGCACAGCCCAUUAUCGCCAGCCCUCCCACUCCGGCGACAUGUUAGUACGAACGCCAGAGGAGAAAAUGCCCUUCUGUACCAGAUGAUUGACCAUCAGCCGCAGAUUCAGGACUUGGAAGGGAAUGGAAGGGAAAGGCAGAUAAAGGAAGGCAGCUGUCAGAAGUGGCCUCUGGCUUGAAGUUAAACCCGUCUGCACCGCUGAGGAUUCGGGUGUUGAAAUGUCUCGAAGGAGGAACGACGGCGUCUCCAUCGUUCAGGCUCUGGCCAUGACCGUGGCUGAGAUCCCCAUGUUUCUCUACUCCACCUUCGGGCAGUCUGUUUUCUCCCAGCUGAGGCUGUCCCCGAACCUGAAGAAGGUGCUCUUUGCCACGGCGCUGGGCAGUGUCGCCCUGGCCCUCACCGCACACCAGCUAAAGAGACGACGGCACAAGAGGAAGCAGAUCACCCCAGGCAAGGAGGCCCAGAAACAGCAGCCUGUCCCGGGGUCCCUACUGAGGACAGGGAGACCCUCAUCUCUGAAGAGAGCUCCGUACCCGGGCCGGAGGGUGACGAGCCCCAGUAGCCACAGCAAUGACACCCUGAGUGGGAUCUCCUCCAUCGCCCCCAGCAAGCACUCCAGCUCCUCCCACAGCCUGGCAUCGAUGCGAGUGCCACUCUCAUCAAGCCAGGCAGCCAGUCUCGGAGCACCCUGGGAGGCUGAGGUGGUGGAAGAGGAGGAGCCUGGGAAUGCGGAGGACAACGCAGAUAAUCUCUAUGUCCUGGGAAUGGAGCUGUUUGAGGAAGCCCUGCAGAAGUGGGAGCAAGCUCUGAACAUCCGCCAGCGAAGUGGAUCCAACAUGACCAGCAGGAACAGCCUGGUCUCCCAGAAACCAGCUGUGGAGGAGCAACCCGAGGCUCGGAACAAGGGGUUUGCAGAGAAGCUGGAGACUCUCCUCCAUCGGGCGUACAACCUCCAGGAAGAGUUUGGGAGCACCAUCCCGCCAGACAGCCUGCUGCCAGACUUUGAGAGUGAGGGGACAUUAAUCCUGCCCAAUGCGGAGGGCUCCGAUCGGAUGCAGAUGGAUGGGGCCAGUGGCACCUCUGAAGAUUCCUUCUUCUCUGCAGCUGAGCUUUUUGAUGCUCUUUCGUUUGAUGGUGAAGCAUUCCCUCCCUCGAAGCCGGCGGGUCUGUAUGAAGAAGCCCUGAUGCAGGUGAGGGAGGGGCAGGUCUGCUGCAGGACCCUCAGGACAGAGCUGCUGGAAUGUUACAGUGACCAGGACUUCCUGUCAAAGCUGCAGUGUGUGCGGCAGGCAUUCCAGUUAUUGCUGCAGGACGAGAGUCAUCGGCUGUUUUUCACGGAGAUUGGAAAGCAGAUGAUCUCUGGACUCAUGAUCAAGGCAGGCAAGAGCCCAAAGGGGUUCCUGGAAAGCUACGAAGAGAUGCUGCGCUAUACCCAGAGAGGGGAAACCUGGGCAACCACCCAGAUGGAGCUGGAGGGGCGAGGGGUUGUGUGCAUGAACUUCUUCGACAUUGUGCUGGAUUUCAUCCUGAUGGACGCCUUUGAGGACUUGGAGAGCCCUCCCUCCUCCGUCGUGGCUGUCCUCCGUAACCGCUGGCUCUCUGACAGCUUCAAGGAGACGGCACUGGUGACAGCCUGCUGGUCAGUAUUAAAGGCAAAAAGACGUCUCCUCAUGGUACCAGACGGCUUUAUCUCCCAUUUUUACUCAAUUUCGGAACAUGUAAGCCCUGUUCUAGCCUUCGGAUUCCUGGGCCCCAAGCAGCAGCUCUGUGAGGUCUGCAAUAUCUUUAAGCAACAGAUCGUUCAUUACCUGAAGGACAUGUUUGACCACGAUAAAGUCCGCUACACAUCAUGUCAGUCUCUGGCUGACGAUAUCUUGCGGUUGUCACGGCGACGCAGUGAAAUUCUUCUCGGUUACCUGGGCAUUGACAGCCUAUCAGAGACCAACGGAACCUUGCCCCUUGGCAACGGGCCUUCACCGCACAACUAGAAGGCUUGUUUCUAAUCUGACUGUAUUUUUAUCCAGCGGACAGGGUCUGGAGUACUCUGGGAACUAGCCAUGAACGUUCCAAUGAUUUAACAGCUAUCCGUUGAAGAUCCAGCAAUUUUGCUUCGUCUGCAUGCCCACCGUGAAAAUCAAGCAUUUAUUUGAGAAACCGGGGAGAGAUUAAUAACUAUUUGCUGUUGUAACAUUUGUUGGUCAACUGAAUUAUGACACAAAUUUGUGGUGUUACAUUGCACUCAAAUGUACUCUACGGUGCUAGGGUAACCAAUUGAGACAAAUUACUUUUUAAAUUAUUAUUCUUUUUAUUAAUAUUAUUAAUGCUAUUGUUUCAGUCUUUCAGUACUCUUGAUUUAAACUGGAAGAUACUCAUGUCAAGCAGCUAAAUGUCUUGGUCAGAGCCUUCAUUACUGACGAAGAUAUCAGCCAAAAGGUUUUGAGCUUCUUGGAGGGUUAGAGGGAAUUGUAAGGAUGUACCCUUUUUCACUGGCCCAGCUGAGAAUGUUUAUUUAGGAAGAUUUAACUGAGAUGCCACAUCUGGUUUCCAAUGGAAGAUCCAGCUUCUCUCAUCCUAACAAGACAGAUGCUCACAGCAUAUUUUUCUUAUGAGGAAUUCUGCAUUGAGCAAUAAAAGCUGGGAUUUAAACCAGGAUCUGUUUGCUUGAACCAUGCACAUGCAUCAGGUAUGUACCUGUGGACAUGGGACUGUGUCUGAGGAGUCUAAGAAGAUUCCCAGCGGUUCUUCAAAUACAAAAUCAAUGGAGGAGACCUGACUGAGGAUCCUAUUGGAGCCAUGCAGACCGAUGCAUACUAAACCCAGAGAAUUCUCUGUUUGUUCCUAGCUUUCAUCAAAAAUAACAACACCACUUGCUGUGUUUCUUCUCAGUAGAAUGGCCAGUAUGCAGCCUCAAGCCACUAAGUUUGAAAGCACUGACAGAUGUUUUUUUUUUCAUUGUAAUAACUCCCACAUGUGAAGUCCCAAGCAUUGCUUACACCUGGGUUUGCGUCAUUGCAUCAGAUGGUCUGUUCAAUUUGAGAUUCUUUGAAAUGUGAAAUCUAUGGUUGUUGCACAAGGCCAUCCCUGGUCCUGGAGAGCCACAAUCCUGCAGGUUUUCUGGGUAUCUUUAAAUCAUCAAUGGUUAAAGACCUGGAAAAACGGUUAGUGUUGACCAAUUAAGAAAUUAAUUGGUUCAAUUAAGUAAUUGAAAACGCUGGUGGAACAAAAACUAUAAGAUCGUGCGGCUCUCCAGGACCACAGCUGGCCAUCCCUGGUCUUUACCAUCAUUAGAUGUUUUAAAUACUUUUGUUUAAGUGCAGCAUUCAUGAGCACUACAGUUUGGCUUUGCCAGACGUUACAGUAAAGUUAAUGAUUUCCAUAAGCCCAGGCAAUUUGAGGUGAAGAGAUAUGGAAAGAUCUUUCGCAGUAAAUGGAGACUCGCGGUCCUUUAGGGCUACAAGAAGAGGCCAUCACCAAAAGUGUUGGUAAGAGUUGGAUUAUAUUGUCUAUGCACCCCUCCCUCCUCUCGGAUACAGUACCAGUACAAAUUACGGAAACAACAAAUGAUUACAGCAAGACUAGAGGUUGGGAUUGUAUUGCCCAUUUUUUCUGACUCAGACCCUUUACUUGCUGAAUAUCUUGGUAUCCCUGAAUAGAUAAUCGUCUCCUCUCAAGAAAAAUAUGCUAAAUGUUUUAAUGAGCAAGGCAUCGCACAGUAGAAUGGAACCCGAAAUGUUAAAAUUUUUCUAGGAAAGCAGUACAACUGGGGAUGGGGAGUUUGUUGCCCGAUAACUUCACUCAGUCUACUUGCUCACUAAAUAUCUUGUUGUCCCUGAAAAGGUCAUUCCCACCCCUAGUAUUGCUUGAAAUCAUUUGUUGUUCCCAUAAUUUGUGCCCGUACUGUAUGUACUUUACUCUACAUAGUGUAUAUGUUAGAGGACAAUCUAGGAAUCUUUAUAUCAAUCAAUAUCAAUCUUUAUUCCCAUCUUCAUUCUUGACUCCCCUUAUGUUGGUAGUAGCUCCUAGCUGCAAUACAAAUGGUUGUUAUAGCCCUGGGUAUUUGACUUGGCUUCAUAUAAUGGUAAAAACUAAAAGACAACCAUGCUUCUUCUUAUUUUUGUUUCUGAUGUAUGUGUAAGAGUUAUGAUAGUUUACAAUAGGGAAGAGUGUAUUUGAUUUAAUUUACCAGCACACCAUUUUGCCAUAGACUGAACUGAGACUGGCAGCCACAAUCUCUUGGCUGCCAGUGACUGGCAUUAUAACCAGAAGGCAACGAUGCCUCCUAUUAUUAGUCUGUUUUAUCUUAACCCUUUAUGACAAUAAAAAUACAUAAUUGUGUAUGGAAGGCACUAACGGGUUAAAAUAAACAUUUACAUUGUCAAAUUGUUUUUCUGCACAGACUCUCAUUGUAUUUGAACACAUCAAAUGUUAUUUUAUAGUCUUGAUAGCAGAAGAAAAUCACUGCUUCUCCUAGUAGAUAUUGUAUAUAAUUUUUGAUGACCUAAAGCCAAACGUCCAUGUUAAGAAAAUGAGUGGUGUCAGGUAUUAUGUUUCAAAACUGAUUCACUGUUUUAAUAAGCCUUUGAAUGUAUGUUUUAAAAAUUAACGAAUUAUUUAAUUUAACAAUAAAUGUAUCCUACUUUUCCAUGUCAGUCUAAAUAAUCUGAAAGGUGACUAAGUCUUUCUAUAUUUCUAGUCUGCUGCCAGGGAAUGACAGAUUGAAUUCUAUGUUCCUUUUUUUUUCUUAGUGUUUUACAAAAAAAGGAUGUGAUCCCGUAUGACAAACUAAUCAGAACGCUUGUCAAACAGUAAAUCAGGGUUUUGUCUGAUAGGCCCUUGUUUUUUAUCCUGUGGACAGGGUCUGGAGUAUUCUGGGAACUAAAGGGAUAGUUCUGCAGUGAUCUGUAAAAUAAGGUGCAGGAGACAGUAAUAAUAAGCCAAAUAGUUACUGAUCCUCGGGGUGCCCUGCGGAACAAGCAAAAUAUAAAGUUGGGUUAAUAUGUCCUGUAUUCCAAAUGGCAAGGCUAAUCCACUUCUCUUUCAGUAAUGAAACGAGUUUCAGCACUACUGGCACGAUUUUCUGUGCUUGACCCAGAACUGAAAAGCAUGUGGAAGCUCUCAUGUCUCCUGCAGCUAAUCAUGAUUAACACACUGCAGGCCAAUGGAAAAAGUUUUGAAAUACUACUGUUUAUCACAACUGCAUGUUUUAUUUCCCUAAAAUGCUAUUUGUCUUUCUGACAAUACCCAGGAGCUGCACGUGUGCUCAUAAAUUCAAGUGUUCCUUGCACAGAAGUCUAGAUUCGACUCCAUUUUGUUAAAAUCCCUUUUGGUGCUGUUGAAUCUAAAAGGCUCAUUUAACACAGAACAUGUUUUGAAAACUUAAGCAGCUUUCAAAUUUUACAAUCUGGUCCAUUUGUCUUUCUCGCAGAAAGGCCUCAGCUUGAUUGCUGGCAUUGUGUACAUUAAUAUCGACAGGAAAUCCUUGCUUGAUUGCUGGCAUUGUGUACAUUAAUAUCGACAGGAAAGUUCCUAUUACAAUAUAUUACCUCCUACUAUCUAAUGAAGUAUUCCUAUGGCAGGUUAAUGCUCCAAAACAGAGGAAAAUGUCUAUCUGUAGUUGAUGGCAUUGCUGUGAUGGAUGGCUUUUGGAACAGCAGGACAUUUGAUGUAUUUUCUUCUGUGUAAGUGCACAGGACAAGAACAGGAACGUCAUAACAGUUCAGUUUUACACUGGCAAUGCUGUACAGGCUAAAUAUAAUCCUGGAGUGCUGGCAUUUUUUAAUCUUAUCUUGUAAAAGCCUAUGCAAAGCGUUCUGACACCAGGCCAGGGGGGAUCUAAACAUGGCACUUUCCUACUUAAAAACUCUGUAUACUUUCUCUGGGGAAAAAACACAUUUACAUCCCCCUUCCCCUGUUAUUUAUUUAAGCCAGUAUAUAUGUGUGGACCCGUCCACUGACUUCAGAUGCUGUGCAAGGAUACAGUGGUAUUUAAAGUUGAAAAUGUGAAAAAUCUUGCUCAUUUUUAAUGUUACAAAACUUGAUGUGGGGUUUUAAACCAGGUUUAUAUUCAGUUUUGUAUAUUUCAAUUUGUACUAGAGCCCGUUUCAGUGCAUUUUUACUGUUCCGAUCCAUGUUUACAAGUGACUUCUGACUCCCCUCUUACACCCUAGGCAGCUUGUUUUGACCAUGAUUCUUAGAACCAUUUUUAGUCUAAUUCAGCUUCAUAAAUCAUAAUCCUUCCCUGAAUGUAAUUGUGUGCCUGCUUUCCUUUUUUUUAUGUUUAACAUUUUUGUUCUGCAAAUAUUGUGCAUUUUCUUCUUUUCGUUGUGGUGCCCUAAUUUGAUACGUUCUCGGUUUUUGUUGGAGUAUCUUCAACGAAUGCAUACAAAUUCCAAUAAAAUGUAGGAACCAUCAAA
Acipenser ruthenus (sterlet) is the source of this 6489-nucleotide messenger RNA. Its product is annotated as mitoguardin 2-like. Lineage: Eukaryota; Metazoa; Chordata; Actinopteri; Acipenseriformes; Acipenseridae. The transcript has 16 exons. The record is from RefSeq and is a predicted model, not a curated record. Gene Ontology annotation, biological process: mitochondrial fusion. The coding region runs from base 295 to 2064 and encodes 589 amino acids.